This is a messenger RNA of Carcharodon carcharias (great white shark), 1338 nucleotides long. RefSeq names its product calcium-activated potassium channel subunit beta-4-like. The transcript is spliced from 3 exons. Gene Ontology annotation, cellular component: membrane; voltage-gated potassium channel complex. Gene Ontology annotation, biological process: potassium ion transport; detection of calcium ion. Lineage: Eukaryota; Metazoa; Chordata; Chondrichthyes; Lamniformes; Lamnidae. The record is from RefSeq and is a predicted model, not a curated record. The coding region runs from base 250 to 882 and encodes 210 amino acids. Gene Ontology annotation, molecular function: potassium channel regulator activity; calcium-activated potassium channel activity.
GAUGUAGCUGCCUGGCUUUCAGCCGCUCCGGAUCACUGGGAACGAAAGCCGCACGCAGAAGCUGCAGUUUACACUGAAAGGGAAAAAUGUGGCGAUUUCCUCUGCAAAUAAGUUAUUCAAUACUUUUACCCGCCGAUUAUUGAGGCUGAACUGAGACUCUCAGGAAGUUUUUGAACCGGCUGUCGGGAGGCACUACAGUUGGAUGUGUUAAGAAGCUCCCUUUAAUUCCACAGACCGAGCAGGCAUCUCAUGGCGAAGACCAGAGUCACUUAUGAGUAUUCCGAAGCCGAGGAUAAAAGCAUUAGACUCGGGUUCUUCCUCAUAAUCGCCGGAAUCAUUUCCCUGUUCAUCCUUGGAUUUUGCUGGUUAAACCCCACGCUGAACAACAUGCAGUGCAAGGCUGCUAACUGCACUGUGGUGUCGUUGCGGCAGCUCGGGGAGAUGUCUGAGUGCACUUUCACAUGUGGGGUAGAUUGCAAAGGGACGUCGCUCUAUCCCUGCCUCCAGAUCUUUGUCAACAAUUCCCAAACUAACAGCAAAGCGCUGCUCCAUUAUGACGAACAACAGCUCAUUCUAAACCCCAAGUGUUCCUAUAUCCCUCCUUGUGAAAGAGACAAUCAGAAAAAUUCAGAAAAUGUUAUGAGUUGGCAUGAUUACUGGAAAGAGGAAAUAGGCUCACAGACUUUUAUAUGCUACAUUAAUCGGCAACGAAGACCUGAUGAUGUGCUUUUAAAGCGUGCCCAUGAUGAAAAUGUUCUUUUGCACUGUGUACUCUGGCCUCUCCUUACUCUCCUGGUGGGUGUCCUGAUUGUGCUUCUGACCGUUUGUGGUAAGAGUCUUGCUGUUCGAGCAGAAGCACUGCAGAAAAUGAAGUACUCCUAGUGAGGAGGCUGAUGAGAAGUGGCAAUCAGGCAGCGUUCCAGUAGGGAAAUAAUCAACACUGCAUUCAAAGGCAAAUCCUUGAUGGCAAAGACCUGAAAUUACUUUAUGCAAGUGCAGAUCUACAAAGUUUAGUAUGAUUUUAAGCUGCUGGGAAGGCUAGAGGCUUGAUGAUUGAUUGUAAACGCUUGUGAUUUGGCAUGAAGAUUCCAUUACAUUAUUGCUGAAAGGUUGGGGAUGGGGGAGGGAAGUGGGAAAGCAGUUGAUCAUCUUGUAACUUCCCUUCAAUUUAUUUUCAAUUCAGUUAUCCUUGUUCCCAGAAUAUAUUGUGAGCUAACUGCAACCCCAUUUCUUUGUUAACCCUAGUUAAAUGAAGGCUCCUAAAAUCUUUGCUAUUGAUGACUUUUUUAAAGAAAAUCUGUACUUUGUAAUGAUGUAAAGAUGAAAUUGUUAAUGAAU